Molecule: messenger RNA, 1086 nt
Organism: Pichia membranifaciens NRRL Y-2026
Lineage: Eukaryota; Fungi; Ascomycota; Pichiomycetes; Pichiales; Pichiaceae
Exons: 2
Coding region: 1-1086 (361 amino acids)
Biological process (GO): TOR signaling
Cellular component (GO): cytosol
Source: RefSeq, a predicted model, not a curated record
AUGCCGAGUGACACGCCCCCACACAAAAACUCCAUAGAUGCCUUCCACAUCAACUCCGCCAGGGAGUUCCACAGACUGACUACCGGUUCACGGUUUCCUUCAAAGCCUUUGCCGCCCGCAGGUACGGCCAUCCGAGAUGCGAAACCAACACCGACUACUCCGAAACAACAACAAAGUUCUCCAAAUACAGUCCCAUGCAGCCACAACAACCCUGUCUGCUGCCACUGCGGCCAGGUAGUCAUUCCGGCGCCUGUCGCUAGCCUACCGGUGAAAGACAGCCCUUCUAUUUGCAUAAACAACCAAUGGUACAUCUGCACCCAGCGAUUGCCUAUUCUCAAUGCACAAGAGAUCGAGCACUUCGAGGAAAUUUUGACCGACAUACCCGUUCCUGAAAUGAUCUUUGGAAACAAUAAGGUCGAGGUUCUUUUGAAGCAACAGACUUCGGAGGACAUCAGGUUUCAUAUUAUGUUCAACCCAUUGGACGCAUUGAAGUUGGUAGAGAGAAACCCAGAAGACCUAAUCCAGGUCAGUUACGCAGACUCGUGGUUCAAGAGUCGACAGCUCAAGCAUCAGAAUUCGGAAAAUGUCUCCUUGGAAGUUUACAAACCUUACGACUGGACAUACACCUCCAGAUAUAAAGGUACAAUGAUCCAGGCCGAUGACGGGGUAUGCUGGAUACAAGAUCUAGACGGCAGCCAUGCAAUACCCUUAGACAAGUUAACAAGUAAUAACCCAAUCAAAUUCUACGACGACAUGAUACUUUACGAAGACGAAUUGGGAGACAACGGUAUCUCUAUGCUAAACAUCAAAAUCAGAGUCAUGAGCAACUGUCUGCUACUGCUACAGAGACUAUUCAUACGAGUGGACGGAGUCCUUGUCAGAAUAAUAGACACCCGGCUCUACGUCGAUUUCGACGAGUUUCUCAUCAUCAGAGAACAGAAAUUUAUGCAGGACCAUUACAACGAUUUGGUGAAUAAAGUGGCCGGGCCAGAUCCAAAGAAGAUGAUGAGAGACAUAAAUUGGUGUAGCACAAAGCUCCCUGUCGUGGAGACAACAAGGGAGUAUAUAGUUCUAGACAAAAAUUAG